AAUUCAUUAGUAUAUUUGUUAUCUAUUCAGAGUUGCACUAGUCUGCAAAUAUGACAUUUCGAGAGCCCUAAAAUGCAAUACCUAUACCUGUGCAUUUAUAUGUGCGUGUGAGGCAGAUAGCUAUAAGAUUCCAAUGCUUGCUCACUUAUUUCUCCAAUGAAGAGCCUUGGCUUUUCUUCUAUCACACUCCCCAACUUGUUUCCUCUCUCUCUUCUUUCCUUCCUUUCUAUUAACUAACUGUAUAUGUAUGCAGUGUGCCUCCCUUUCCCACCACUCCAAACUGCUCUCUUAUUUUGCUCUUUCACCUGUCUGCCUGAUCAAAGCUGCUUAAUGCAAUGGCAAUUGAUCAAGAGCCACUAGUUUUUGACGCUUCUGUUCUUCAACACCAACCCAACAUACCCCAACAGUUCAUAUGGCCUGAGGAAGAUAAGCCUCGGGCCGAUGCACCGGAACUCCCCGUUCCACUCAUUGACCUGAGAGGGUUCCUCUCCGGAGACUCUGAAGCGACCGCUGAAGCUUCGAGGCUUAUGGAUGAGGCAUGCCAGAAGCAUGGCUUCUUCCUCGUUGUUAACCACGGCGUCAACGCCAAGCUCAUCUCGGACGCUCACUGGUAUAUGAACAAUUUCUUUGAAUUGCCACUCUCUGAGAAACAGAGAGCUCAGAGGAAGCUUGGUGAGAACUAUGGUUAUGCUAGCAGCUUCACUGGCAGGUUCUCCUCCAAGCUUCCUUGGAAAGAGACCCUUUCUUUUCGAUACUCCACAGAGAAAAAUUGUUCCAACCUCAUCGAGGACUACUUUCGAAACACAAUGGGUGAAGGCUUCAAUCAUUUUGGGAAGGUGUACCAUGACUACUGCAAGGCCAUGAGCAGCCUCUCUCUCGGAAUCAUGGAGCUGAUGGGGAUCAGCCUUGGCGUAGGCCGAAAGCAUUUCAAGGAAUUUUAUGAAGAAAAUGAUUCCAUAAUGAGGCUAAACUACUACCCACGAUGUCAAACGCCUGACCUCACUUUAGGGACAGGGCCUCAUUGUGAUCCAACUUCUUUAACCAUUCUUCACCAAGACAAGGUGUGUGGGCUUCAAGUGUUCAUCGACGACAAAUGGCACUCGGUUAACCCGAGAUUCGAUGCUUUUGUUGUUAACAUAGGUGACACCUUCAUGGCUCUUUCCAAUGGGAAAUACAAGAGUUGCUUGCACCGGGCGGUGGUGAACAGCGAGACCCCGAGGAAGUCUCUUGCCUUCUUCCUGUGUCCGAAAGGGGACAAGGUGGUAAGGCCACCAGCGGAACUGGUGGACAGUAAGAACCCAAGGAGGUACCCGGAUUUCACUUGGGAGACGCUGCUUGAAUUCACACAGAAGCAUUACAGAGCUGACAUGAAAACCAUGGAGGUCUUCUCAAACUGGCUUGAAACAAAAAACAGCUGAAUUAAUUGAAGUGGUGAAGUGAAACAAUUGACUACGUACCUAAUAAUUAAAGCGCGAGGAUCCUUUUGAGCAGACGUGCUGGAUAAUGGUAUGAAUGAUCUUCGGGAAAGAUAACGACGUCGACAAGAUCGAGCAGUGGAAUGGAGAUGGGAAAGUUGGGUACAAACGCAACAAAACUAUGUGUUAGUUAGAUUAGAUGAAAAGCAAGUUUUCCUGCUAGUGUAGUAUCUUGUAAGAUAGCUAGCUUAUUUUAAUGAUCAUGAACAAAAGGCAGGAGACUAUGGAAAUGGAAGGAAUCAAUAAGAACCCAAAUGAGCAAGCUUCGUGCUUUCUUUCAUAGAAGGAGAUUAUCAACAUAAUCACCUGCCAGCUCUUCUUGUAAAUUGCAAAACAGAGAAUAUAAUAGUACUUAUCCUUUUAAUUAA
Malania oleifera is the source of this 1843-nucleotide messenger RNA. RefSeq names its product gibberellin 20 oxidase 1. The transcript has 3 exons. Gene Ontology annotation, molecular function: gibberellin 20-oxidase activity. The record is from RefSeq and is a predicted model, not a curated record. NCBI's taxonomy places the organism in Eukaryota, Viridiplantae, Streptophyta, Magnoliopsida, Santalales, Ximeniaceae. The coding region runs from base 336 to 1418 and encodes 360 amino acids. Gene Ontology annotation, biological process: response to light stimulus; unidimensional cell growth; gibberellin biosynthetic process.